AUGACCCACAAUUUGCUCGCGACUUUGCCUCCCCGAGACGGCCUACCUGGUGUAUCAAUGCCCUUUCAUGUCGCGUUCUACGCCAAAAUACCAGAUUUUAGGGAGUCCGUUGUUUCCCUCAGCCAGCGCGUCUGCGUAGGCGGUCGUCCUUCAACCUGCCUUGACGAGGAGUGGGACGGGGUGGAGCAGCCAGCUACGCUGCUUCUCAUUCGCUUGCCUUCGGGCCACUAUGCAGUCGCCGUUGGGUUCUUUUCCAGCACAGGAGACAGCAGGCAUCGCGUGACCUUGCUGGAUGGAGAAGUGAAUGUUGAGUCAAUUGAGAGACGCCUGUUGAUUCGCUGGACAACGCCCCUAGGCUGGUAUAGGGUGAGGCUACACGACAAAGUGCAGUUCUGGGAUGUUAUGACGGGCUUCGCGCGCGUGAAGAUGGAAGCCGCGCAGUCAAACGACCUUAUCAAGACGGAGAUCUUCACGCUCGAGGAGUACCUCUGCAACCUAGCCGACCGCGCGCUGUUCGAACAAUUCGAGAGGCAUUCAACGGAGGGAGUCACACCAAAGCCGGUGUCUAUUCUCGCAUGGUUUGCUUUUUUCCUCGGCCUGUUGAUGGGCAUUGUCGGUCUCGUGGUCGUAUACGGCGUACAACAGUAG
Molecule: messenger RNA, 648 nt
Organism: Fomitopsis serialis
Lineage: Eukaryota; Fungi; Basidiomycota; Agaricomycetes; Polyporales; Fomitopsidaceae
Exons: 4
Coding region: 1-648 (215 amino acids)
Source: RefSeq, a predicted model, not a curated record